AUGGUCCUGAGGGUUCUCGCCAAUCUUCCCCGCCUCGAAUCUCUCCGUUUUGAGAUCAAGUUCCAAAAAUGCGACCAGCACUGUCCUCUUUUUAUCCCCUUCUCCUGUCCGGAUCAUCACGAAUACGAAGAUCCAACAGAGGUAUUAUCGAAUCUCCAUAUCCCAACGUUGCAAGACUUCAAGAUCGAGGCACGCAUGGUACACUCUCCCACCGUCGCUCGCUUCCUGCAACGACACGCCCAGUCAUUGCGCACCAUCAAACUACGCAUCGACGACGCCGAUGAGCCCAUCAAGAGUCUUCUGCGUGAGGACGACGUCCCCGGGCCUUCGAAUUGGCCAUUGAAACGCGCACCCUGCCCAGGCUUGCAGCUCUCUCUACCCCUUCUCGAGAAUCUGAGUGCGCCCGUUCCGUACUGGGAGAUCCUCGAUCCUAAUGCAUGUCCGAUGUUGAUGUAUGCGACCUUGCUGAAGAGUCCGACGUUGUCCUGGAUGCCGGUUUAUCCCUUGCGCUACUGUCGUCGCGUUCAUGCCUUGAGUUUUCAGAUACCAGCCACAGUUAAGGCGACGGAGACAUGCUUGCACUUCGUAAGGAAGCUGGCAAUAUACGACAUGAGGAUCGAGUACUUUGCAUGUCGGGAUGAUGCCUCUGAACUGGUACUGCUGGAGUGUAUCGCGAGAUCGCUCAAAGACUUCGGCUUUAGGAUGCUACAAGCUCUGUUCGUCAUAACGUCGAACACCUCCGGAAGUGAACACCUGUUGGCCGUCGAAGAGGUCGAGGAAGUACCUAUGAUUAUUGGGGAUGCCUGCUCUAGCCUACGUCAAUGUGUCUGGGACGACUGCGAUUGGAGGAGAACAACCACCGAAGCACAAUGGGAGACUGUGCGUGGGCCUCUGGGUCCAGAUGAAGACGAGCAUAUGCAACCUAAGGAAGACGAGCAUGUGCGGCCUGAGGAAGAAGAGCCUAUGCAGCCUCGGCGUAGCCGCCGGAUACAAGCACGAAAAGCCUUGCUGAACGCUUGA
This is a messenger RNA of Stereum hirsutum FP-91666 SS1, 1020 nucleotides long. RefSeq lists its product as uncharacterized. NCBI's taxonomy places the organism in Eukaryota, Fungi, Basidiomycota, Agaricomycetes, Russulales, Stereaceae. The transcript is spliced from 3 exons. The record is from RefSeq and is a predicted model, not a curated record. The coding region runs from base 1 to 1020 and encodes 339 amino acids.